GGCAGAUUCUGGAAUUUGACACUGAGUAAAAUGGCUGACAACUAAACCCUAAACUCAAUCCAAUUUUCUUUGUUUUCAUUACAUUUUUUCUUGUUUUCGCGGUUUUAAAUUUUAUAAAUGAAUUUAUUUUUUGAUAUACGUUGAACGUGUAAUAAUUAAAAGUGUAAUAUGUAACUACCGUGUACCAAAAAUUGUAAUAAAGUGAAGAAGUGUCCUCAAAAUUCAUCACAUAGAAUGAGAUAGAUUGACUUGACACUAAAAUCUGUCAUUCCAAAGACUGCAGCAGAUUCUUAAAUAUUUUUGCAUAUUGAAAAGUAAUAGAAAGUACAAACACUGCUCUAAUAUCACAUUUCAAAAAAUAAGUAUAUAGUUGGUGUCAAUGUAAAAAAGUUGUGAGCCUCGUGUGAGGCCCAGUAUGGGCCAACAGUCCCGCAUUCAAAUCAUCAUGAAUCCAAGCACACCGGCCCGGUCACCGGGCUAUCACCAAAAAGCUAUGGAAGAAAUUCAGAAUUCUUUAAGGCCAUUUGCAAAAAGCAGUAGCGAAGCAAUGAGCUCCAGUGCUGCCAGCACUAUAUCAAGUUUUUCAGCAACUAGCGGGGUCAGUUCUUUGAGCUCUACUUCUGGAGGAAAUGUGAAUGAUAAAGAUGUUAUACAGUUGAGACAACUGGGUUUUUCAGAGGAAUCUUCUAUUCGAGCUUUACAACUUUACAGUGGUCGAGUUGAUAUUGCCCUAGAAUACCUCAGCAAACAAUCAAUUGAUCCCUCUACAGGUUUAAAGACUACUUCUCCUAGCUAUACUAAACUCAUGAGAAAACCCAGCAUUGAACGAGAAUUAGUACUACCACGUGGAAGCCCAGCUUUAGACAGUGGUGCAGGAAGUUCACGUUCUGAUAGUCCAAGACUAAUCGCCGAUUUACAUAAUCGAUAUUCUCCAAGUUUUAAUGAACCUCCGCCUCCGCCACCUCCGAGAAAUACACCUCCGCCACCUCCACCUCACGUUGUAGGUGGAGCUGGAGGAUAUCAAGCACCACCAGUUCCUAGUAAUGUACAACAGAUGUUUAAAAGAAUGUCACCUGCUCCUGUGGUACCAGCAAGGACAUCAGCUGUGGGGCAAGUGUACAAUUCACCUGCCUUACAACAAAGAGGAACGAGUCCUGUAAGCAGUACCUCAACUUCUUCUGGUCGUCAACCAAUGGUCGUUCAGAAUGGUCCACAAGUACAACAACAACUUUCACAGCAGAUGCAGGCUUUGAGCUUGUAUCAAAGUAGUACAGCUUCAACAUCAGAACCACCACCACCGUAUCCUCUAAUACCAGCCAGUCCAGCAAACGGUCCUCCUCCUCCACCUUCAUAUUCAGCAUCAAUUCAGAAUAGACAGAGUCCUACUCAGGAUUUCAGGAAGAGCCCUUCAUCUGGUAUUUAUUCAGGAUCGGCAUCUACUGGAUCUCCAAGUCCUAUACCAGUUUCAACGAACGCAACUCCAACGGCAAUGGCGCGACCGACACCCUUACAAGCUUGGGGUGCACGACAAACAAUAUCCCAACCUCCGAUUAUUAUGCAAUCCGUAAAAAGUACUCAAGUUCAGAAACCAGUACUGCAAACUGCCAUUGCGCCAACAUCACCACAACUUCCAUCGCCUACAAGCACUACCCCACCGGCAAUAUCUGCUCCCCCGCCUUCGUAUACCGUAUCUAUCCAACAGAAAGGCUACACGAACGGUACAAAACCGGCCGCUCCUCUUCCCUCAGGUAGUCCAUCAAACAAUGUUCAACCAGUUACUGUUCCAACUACCGAGCCCCCGAGUUACGCUAGUACCAUGCAAGCUAAAGCAAAAGCCCAACGCGGUAUGGCAACUCAUCCUCCCUUACCACCACCACCUUAUUCCUCUGAUGAUAACCACGUUCAAGUGUAUACUGUGGAUAGUUCUUUGUCUCCAAGGGCGAGUCCUCACGUCCACCCUUCAUUACAAAGAAAAUAUUCUCCAGUCGUUAAUAAUGAAUGUAGAUCUGAUAGUCCACAAUCAACUAGUAGCGGAGAUAGUAGGAAUCAGUAUUCGGAUAACGGAGCCCCGCCGUUACCUCCGACAGCAUCAUCUUCCGUCAAAAAUAAUCACAUAGUGAAUGGUAACAGCGAAACGAAAUCCAGUGAAACACCGCCUCAACUACCUCCAUACACUAAGAUUAAACAUCAAUCACCUAUACCGGAACGGAAGAAGAUUAGCAAAGAAAAAGAAGAAGAACGUCGAGACGGUAAAGUGAAGAAUUAUUCGCCGCAAGCUUUUAAAUUUUUCAUGGAACAACAUAUCGAAAAUGUUAUUAAAUCGUACAAGCAACGCCAGUUCAGGCGGAUGCAAUUGGAGAAAGAAAUGAACAAAAUAGGAUUGAGUUCUGAGGCUCAGGCUCAGAUGAGGAAGAUGUUGUCGCAGAAGGAAUCGAAUUAUAUAAGGUUGAAAAGGGCUAAAAUGGAUAAAAGUAUGUUUGUAAGGAUAAAACCAAUAGGCGUCGGUGCUUUUGGUGAAGUAACAUUGGUAAGAAAAAUCGACACCAAUCAUCUAUACGCAAUGAAAACUUUAAGGAAAUCCGAAGUGUUGAAAAGGAAUCAGGUAGCUCAUGUUAAAGCCGAAAGGGAUAUUUUAGCUGAAGCCGAUAAUGAAUGGGUCGUCAAACUUUAUUAUUCUUUUCAAGAUUCGGAUAUUUUGUAUUUCGUUAUGGAUUAUAUACCUGGGGGUGAUCUAAUGUCCUUAUUAAUCAAAUUAGGAAUAUUUCAAGAAGUACUGGCGAGGUUCUACAUAGCAGAAUUAACUUGCGCAGUUGAAAGCGUACAUAAAAUGGGAUUUAUCCACAGAGAUAUUAAACCCGAUAAUAUUCUGAUAGAUAAAGACGGUCACAUCAAAUUGACAGAUUUCGGUUUGUGUACCGGUUUUCGAUGGACGCAUAAUUCCAAAUAUUACCAACCUAACGGAGAUCAUAGUAGACAAGAUUCAAUGGAUCCGAUAGACGAUUGGAACGAGGAGUGUAAUUGUAAACCAUUAGAAAGGCGGAGAAGACGCGAACAUCGAUGUUUGGCGCAUUCUCUAGUAGGAACUCCAAAUUAUAUAGCACCAGAAGUACUGCAGAGAAAGGGAUAUACGCACGUAUGUGAUUGGUGGAGUGUCGGUGUUAUUUUGUAUGAAAUGUUGGUUGGUCAACCGCCGUUUUUGGCAAACACUCCCGCCGAGACACAAUUCAAAGUGAUAAAUUGGGAAACGACCCUACAAAUACCAAAACAAGCCAAUCUUUCACCGGAUAGUACGGACUUGAUAUUAAAAUUGUGUUGUAGCGCCGAAAAGCGUCUUGGAAAAAAUGCUAGUGAAGUAAAAUCUCAUCCGUUUUUCAAGGAUAUCGAUUUUGAAAAAGGUCUGCGACGUCAACCGGCUCCUUACAAACCGCGCAUCGAAUACCCGACGGACACGUCGAAUUUCGACCCGAUCGAUCCCGAUAAACUUCGAAAUUCGACGUCGAUAGACUCUAACAAUUCCGACGAAUUAGUCGAUAAUUCGAAUCUCUUUCACGGAUUCUUCGAAUUUACGUUUAGGAGGUUCUUCGACGACGGUGGCCUCACUUCCCUCAACAAAAUCAAUUUAGACGACAACGACAAUCAAGGCGGGCCGGUAUACGUGUGACGUUUGGUGACUGAUAGGGGUGGAACCCCGUUCUUUUGAGUCUUUGAUUCCGGAGUGAUGCCGCGGGCACGCUAUUCUUGCCAAAAGCCCGGUUUCGUUAUCGCUAUUACUAUUAUUUGAUCGGAGAAAAAAUUAAAAAAAAGGUUUUUCCGUCAAGAAAAGGUAAAAAAAAUUUGUGUUUUUUUAUUAUCUUUGUGUUUAUUAUUUUCUUUUGUUAAUCAUACAACUAGUUCUUGUGUGAAUAAAAUUUCAUCUUCUCUAGAACCCUUUAUAUCAUUUCAAAACUCAGAGUAUUGGAAUUUUAGUUUUCAGUCUCAUUUCAUCCUUUUUUUUCCAUUCCUUUUGAUCCUUUGCUGCUUUGUUUUCCCUUAUCUUCCUUCUUCCUCUGCUACUUGUUCUUGUUCUUCUUUUCUUAUGUCUUUUUGCAUCUGUCUCUUUUCUUAUUAGACUUUUCUUUUUAUGUGUCCAUACCAAUUUAACUAUUUUGUAUCCUCAUUUUCUUCAGUUGUUUCAUCUCUACUGCUACUAUUCUAUCCUGUGUCUUUUUGUUCCUUACCCAGGUUUCACUUUCACGGCUCCAUUGAGGUGUAUACUUUUAUUUUUAUCUCUUCUUCGCCUUCUUCCUUUUUCUUUAAAUUUGUCUUAUUUAUUUGCUUUUGUUAUUCUGUUCGCUAUCUCAUAUUUACUAUUUCUUCAUCUUCGGUGAAAUAACAGCCAAGUAUUCAAGUCUAUUCUUUGUUUUUCGUUAUUACAUCUUCCUCGUGUUUUCUUUUUUGAUUUACCACCAUCCUUUUACAUUUCUUCAUUUUAACUUCCAUUCUCAGGGCUCCUAUAGUCUUUAUUCAUAUGUCUACUUUUUCUAUUCCUCUGGAAACAAUCAAACUGUCACUUUUGAUGUUGCAUCACCUCAUGGAGCUUGAUACACAAUUUCUUUGGUCGGUUCCCAGUAUUUAUGUCAUCAGAAAAAGCUUCUUUGAUUGCAGUUUUACAUUUUUCGCUCAAACCUUCAGUUGAAGCUACUCAGUGCUUCUCUUUGUAGGGUUUUAUAAUCACAUAACAGUUUUCAAAUUCAUAUUGUACAAAUUCACAUACUGUGUCAAAUGGUCGAAUCUUUCUAAUGUUCAAUAGCUGUCCAAUGAUACCAACUCUAAAGCUACUACACAAGGGUAAUUAAAAUUGAUUUUGUCACAAAUUUUAUUCACACAAUAGUCCUUUUGUACAAGUAUUUGUGUGAAGUUUGAUGUAUAACCAAAGUCCAGUCUAGCUGCCUUAUAAUAUUUAAUGAAAUGCCCUUUUCAGCUCAAAUUCAAGUAGUUACACAAAUAAUUGUUGAAAAAAAAAAACAAUGUAAAGUAUAAGUCAUCGAUAUUAAAAAUUUUGGGGUAUAUCAAAGUGCCUUGUUGAAAAAAUUUGAUGUAAAAUUUUCAUUUCGUAUUAAACAAAAAGAAAAUUAAGUUAAUCGAAAUCUAAAAAUCUAAAACGAAUAGGUUAGUUUACAUUUUCUGCUAAGCCGUUUGUGUCUUCCAAAGCGAUGACUUAACUUUAUUAAUUUUUUUUAAUGAUUCUUUAAAGGAAAAAAUAAGCUGAUGAAAAAAAUUAUAAAGUGUAAUGGUGCUACUUUCAAAUAAGUAACGUUAAAAAUUGUGAUAUAAAAUUACCUACCCGAUAAAAAUCUGACUUGUAUAAUUUUUGAAAAAGUUGAAUUGGAUUUUUCUAGUCAGUUAUUAAAAGCUAGAUAAGCAAAUUGAUAGAGAUAUAUAGAUAUAUUUUAUGAUUUACUUUAAAAGGCCCAGCUUUAAAAAAAAAUCAAAAUGAUGGUAGUUUAAUAUACCAAAAAAUAUAUAUACUAGAAUGAUUGAGGUUGACAUCUAGAAUUGUUUUAUUUCCCAAUAGAAUCUCAAUAGAGAUAUCUUAAACUGGUAGUUCAAAUGUACCAAUUUAUGUUAACAUUAGCAAGGAUUUAUUUUUAUAUUAAUUAGUAACACAAUCUAUUUUUUUUUUCGUUAAAAUUCAAAAGUUUAUAAAGAUUAAAAUGUUAGUAGUUCAAAUGUACCAAUUUAUGUUUAUAUUAACAAGGCUCUAUUUGCGAGUAGUUCAAAUGUACCAAAUCAAUAAUGUAUCUAUUACUAAAUUGAACUCACACUAGAAAAUAUGUUUUUGUUCGUUUUUUAAAUAAAAUUAACUUCCAAUAUUGUAAUAAAUAAAUAUGGGGAAAAAAUAAUGGAUUCAAUUGAAGUGGUAGCCGUCCUAUUAUAAUUUAUUUAUCUAGUAUGUAGAUUAUUUAUUUUUUGUAGUAUCAUUUGUGUUGGGUUUCUAAAAGAUCCUCAAUAUUUGUCAACUUUAUAUAUAUAUAUAUAUAUAUAUAUAUAUAUAUAUAUAUAUAUAUAUAUAUAUAUAAUUAUGACUAAUAAGAUUUUUUUCGGGUGUUGAAUUAUAAAUUAUUAUUGCUAUUUGUGUAUAUGUAAAUAAUUUGUCAAACGAAAGUGAAAUAAGUGUGAAAGGAAUUUGAUACAUUGAAUAGAACAAAGUUUUGUAAUCCUUCUUAAAAAAAUAUUGUUAAAAGAAAGUGUGUGUGACAUGAUAUAUUUAUAUCAAAAUAAAUUUCAAAUACAAUUAAAUAUACAAAUAUAUGUACUAUCUUGUUCAAGUAACUUUUUCUAAAUCAUCACAAUAGAUUGUUAGAAUCAUUAAAUAUUAUCUCAAGAUUUAAUUUCGAGGUGCCCCAUUUUUAUCAAAGCAAUAGUUUCAAAUAAUUUGACUAUUUUCACUUUCCCCGAUGCUCCCUCCAAUAUUCCUUUUCCCUAUGAUGUUAGUCUCUUGACUUUCCCUCCGUCCUACAUUUUUUCAACUUUGUAUGAGAUUUUUUUCCAAACCAAAUUUAUUUCCAAAUAUUCCUGAAUGACUGUAUACACUACCACUACACCAACACUCACUCAAUAGCAAUGUUAUCGUCUUCAGGUAAACUGUUUAUCUACAGUGUGUUUAUCCUGUAACUUGGCCUUUGAGAAUAUUAUUAUGCAGUUAUCAUAUAUUGUAGAGUGUUUAUAAAUAUUCCAAAGAACUUACGGAACGAAUAAGGGGUUAGCAAAAAAUUGAGCAAUAAGUAGUGAUACAACAGUUUAUCUUGACAAUUAAGAAGUUCAGAAGGAUUCAAUAAUCUAAUAGAGAAAGCAUAAUGACUUAUUUAGCCUUUGAACAGUUUAUCUCAACAAUUGGAAUUUCCAGAAGAUUUGAUAAUCAUAGAGAGGAAUUAUAAUGAUCUAUUUAGCCUUGGAACAGUUUAUUUUAACAAUUAAAAAGUUCCAGAAGAUUCGAUGAUCGAAUAGAGAUAGUAUAUUGGCCAAUUCAGUCUUGGAACAGUUUAUCCCAACAAUGAAGAAGUUACAGGAGAUUCCAUGAUCAAAUAGAGAUAGUAUAGUGAUCCAUUCAGCCUUGGAACAAUUUAUACAAACAAUGAAGAAGAAUUAGUUUGUUCACAUUAUGAAGUGUCUCUCCAAUAUCCUUUAAAAAUUUUUUACACUUGAAUUUCAGAUAGUACUUAUAGUUUUUGUUUCAAAAUUUUUGUUCAAGAACUUUUUUCUCAUAAUAAUAAUAAAAAUAAUUACAGGGUAUUUUGAAAGUACUCAAUACUUUUUAAUUUACUUAAAAAUGCCAAUUAGAAGUUGAAAUAGACUCUUUAGAUAUUAAAAAAUUAUGAUUUAGAAUUAAAAAUAUUCUAUUUUUUGUUUUUUUUUUAAUUUAUUGAUCACACUUGCGCAUAAUUUGGAAAAGUAAUGUAAAUGAAUGUUGGUUGUACGCACUGCCUUUAUUACUAAUAAAAUAAGUAUUUAAAUAUUCGUAUUGAAAAAAAUGUAGAAUAUGAUUUGAAAAUACUAUAAAAUUAAUUUAUUAAAAAAAAAGCUGUGUUACAAUAAUAGGUAUAAAUUUAGUUUUUUUGCUCAUCUUAUGCUUACAGUGUUAAAUAAGAGUAUUUAUUUACUAUUUCAUUAAAGAACGAUCAAUUUUAAAUUGUUUUUUAAACAUUUAUGUCUUGUUUUAUGAUAAAACAAUAUUUUUGCAAAAGAUUUAGUAUUCUAAACUUGUUUCUUUUAUUCCCGAAGUUAUUUUUAAAUAUUGGAUACUCAAAUAAAGAAAUAUAUCGCUUUUUAUUAAAUAAUAAUCUGAAAUAAAUCUAUUUUAAUAGGAAUUUAAUAAUAUUUUUCAAAAACAAAAUUUUCACUUGAUUUUAUAAUUAUUUUUCCACUAACAAAAAUUCUUUUCAGUACAACUCAAAAAUAAGUUAUCCUAUCACAUAAAAUGUUUUGUAUUAAAAAUUUGUUUAAAAAACAAAUUUAAAAAUUGUAAAAAUGGUGUCCCGAAGAAAUAUAUUGAAUAUUGAUUAAUAACCAGUGAUAUAAGUGGUGAAAAUGGUUUUUACCCUCUAUUUAGUGAUUUUUAAAAUUUUUUAAUGUUUCCACAACAAAUCCAAAACAAAGUUCAGUAAUGAGAUUAUCUACUGUUUUUGGAGUUUCCAGUUUUCGUAAUAUUCUUAUUCAAUAAUUAGUUACUUGAUUUUUUAUUUAAUUGGAAUUAGUUGUUCCAAAAACUGUUUUAAACAUAAUUGAACUUCAUUAAAUAUUUGGAAAAUAGAAAAAAAUAUAUAAGUGCAACACCGAGACUUUUUUAUAAGUCGGACUUGAUUUUCUAUUUUUUAUUUCCGUUUUUCAGUCCUGAAUUAUUUUUUCUUUCUUAGGUCUUAAAUCACCAUAUCUUCCUUGGUUUUUCUCAUUCUAUGUUCAUAAUUUUUUUGUUGCUUUCUUUGUAUUUGAUCCAACCACUCUUUUAUUAGUUUUAUUUCUCCAUAUAAAUACCGUAUUUCUUCUUAGCCAUAAAUCUCCCAACUUUUACCCCCUAGUAUCCCUUUUAGUAUUUUCCUUUCUCUUAUAUUCAACCCCACUUCCUCUACUUUGUUAAGAAUCGACGUAGCUCAUUGUUGGUCUUAUUAUUGUUUUGUCCAGAUAUACCUUCGCCUUUCUGAUGUAAUACCCUUAGUUAUCCUUGCUUCUAGAUUUCCUCCCUCGUCAUCGUCGUCCUUUGUAACCACCCCAAGAUAACUUUUAACUUAUCUUAAGCUCAUUAUUUUUUCUUCUUUAAGUUGUAUUGGAAAACUUCUUAUUGCUCUUUUUCUUUUACAUCUGUUUUAAUUCCAUUUGGUCUUUAUGUUCUUUGUCAUCUUCAAAUUCAUCAAUAGUAUCUUCACCUAGAAGCACAACUAUAGGUUUGAUUAUUAUUUCAAAGAAGAUUCAACAUGUUUUGGUUUUCUUUUGCUAUCCUAUCCAUGACUGUGGGUGUUCCUAGCUUUUUUUUUAUCCCAGCCCAAACAAUCCUUAUUCUGUUAUUCAUUCACCGUUUCAUUAUUUUAAUGAACCGAUCUGGAAUUUGGACUAAAAUAACAUUCGAAAUUUUUAUUUGCCAAUUAUGUAUCGAUGGAAAUGUAUUUUUCAUCGGGGCACCCUCUUUAAAUCGUUCCAAUCACUAUUUCCAAUUUUUCCUCUGUGUAUUUUAAGUUUAAGUACGAUUUAAUUUUUAGUAAAUAAUUUGUCUAGUCUUAUCAAAUUUUUUUUAUCCGAUUAUGUUCAUUUUUAAAUGUUUUUUUGUGCGAAUUAGAUUUUUAAAAUUCUAUGUUAAGUUUUAGGCAUUCGUGUUUUAAACAAUUUUAAGUCAAAAGUGCCUUAUUUCUAGAAUGCAAAAUUGUAAAUGUGUGUAAAUAUAUAUAUUUUUUGAAACGAUAA
Diorhabda carinulata is the source of this 9432-nucleotide messenger RNA. RefSeq names its product serine/threonine-protein kinase Warts (gene wts). The record is from RefSeq and is a predicted model, not a curated record. Gene Ontology annotation, molecular function: protein serine/threonine kinase activity; protein binding; ATP binding. Gene Ontology annotation, biological process: positive regulation of apoptotic process; peptidyl-serine phosphorylation; regulation of organ growth. Bases 416 to 3661 code for a protein of 1081 amino acids. NCBI's taxonomy places the organism in Eukaryota, Metazoa, Arthropoda, Insecta, Coleoptera, Chrysomelidae. The transcript has 11 exons.